Messenger RNA from Linnemannia hyalina, 2532 nucleotides. The record is from the annotation of a GenBank genome assembly. NCBI's taxonomy places the organism in Eukaryota, Fungi, Mortierellomycota, Mortierellomycetes, Mortierellales, Mortierellaceae.
AUGGCCGUUGCCGAGGGUAUUGAGACCAACCCACUCAAGAUGCCACCUCCAGCACCAGGCUGCUUCGACUCCUUCAGAGGCCUCUUCAUCACCCCUCCAACCUCCCAAAACCCCUCUAACCGCGCACCCUCCACCAAUGGCUCCUCCACCGGUAACAACAACAUCACCUCCGGUAUCCAUGCCCCCCUAGCCAUCGUCGACAUGGGCAGUAACGGGAUCCGGUUCGGGAUCAUUGCUUCUCUCGAUCGACACCUCCCCGUUCUGUAUGAGGAACGCGCUCCGAUUUCGUUGUUCGAGGCUCAGUUUUCGUCGAACGAGGGCGAGUCGGAUGAUCUGGACCUUGUCACGUUUGCUGCCUCAGGGGCUAGCGCACCACGCGCCACGAAUGGAAAGAAGAACGGUGCUGGGACCACGCCUCACUUGAACCGGUUGUCGUCGAAUAGGACGGCUGUCACGCCUUCGAUUUCCAACUCUGCGACCAUUGCUGUCAUGGGCAAGGCGGACGGUGAAGACGAAGAGGAGGAUCACCGAGACGAGGAUAUGGAGGAUCUCUUGGACGACGAAGCUAAUAACACCGGAGCUCUUAGCAAGGCCGAUCUGAGAAAGACCCUCGUCGCUAGCGGAGAGUUUGACCACGAUAUCACCAUCUCUGGAGCGACCCUCAAACCCAUCCGUGCCACUGGUUCUAAAACCACCUCUGAGCGUCAACCGAUCAGCGAGAAGGUCAUUGACGAGGUCGUCCGGACCUUUGAGCGCUGGCAGGCGCUCUGCCACCAGGCCAACGUUGAGGCUGUCCGUGUGAUCGCUACCGAAGCUACGAGGACCGCUCCAAACUCUGAAGAGUUCCAGGCUCGGAUCAAGGCUGCGACGGGUUGGUCGGUCGAGUUGUUGUCCAAGGCCCAGGAGGCUAAUAUUGGUGCAUUGGGGGUCAUGGCCUCGUAUCAUACCGUCCAGGGUCUGUUUAUGGAUUUGGGUGGUGGGUCCGUGCAGUUGAACUACAUUAUUCGUGGGCCUGGAGAUGGACAGGGCGCAAGUUCUCCAAAUGCUCAGUCGUGGCCUUAUGGUGCGGCCGCCUUGUCGAAGAGGUUGAAUGCCUGUGGGUCGGAUCAGGUCGCGCGACAGGAGAUCUUUGACGAGAUGGUGUUGGCGUUCAAGCAUGGUCUCGAGACUAUCAAUGUCGCGCCUGCGGUCCGUGAGCAUAACGAGCGAGAGGGUGGGUACAGGAUGUACCUGUCUGGUGGAGGGUUCCGGGCACUGGGCUACCUGCUGAUGGCGCACAAGAUGAAGAAAUCCAAGGAUGGAUCCCGCUACCCAAUCCCAAUCAUCAACGGAUACAUGGCUUCAGGAAAGGAACUGUCCAAGGUCGUCCACGAGUAUCGCAACCUCGCCCCCGAGGAGGUCCAGACCUGCUUCCGUGUCUCGAAGCGUCGUGCCAAGUUGGUCCCUGCCUGCGCGACUCUCAUGGCGGCCGUCAUGGAAGUAGUCCCUAUCAAGGAUGUCUUGUUUUCGGAGGGUGGUGUGCGUCAGGGUGGAUGCUUUGGAAUGUUACCGCCCGCGAUCCAGAACAAGGACCCAGCCUACGAGACUGUACAUAACUUUGUCCGCAACUUUGGAGGUGGACAACCCGCCUUGCACGCGUCGGAUUUGAACACUUUGACGUCGUUUGUCUCUUCGGCCCUGCCUCCAGAUUUCGCCAACUGUUGUCUCCUCCCUCCCAUUGCUGGUUCUGCACACGCGACGGAGGUCUCGGACAAGGAUGCGGAGGGACUGUCGGUCUUUAUCGAGAGUCUUCCUCGUCUGAUUCCCUUGUUGGUAUUGGUCAUGAACUGCUACAACCAACUCCCUAAGGAAGCCCGCUCCACCGCCGCCUGGCAGCUCUUCCUCCCCGGAGGCGCUCUCGCCAACUGCUACGGCCUCACCCACAACGACCGUGCCAUCCUCGCCACCGUCCUCUCUGAGCGUCAUGAGGGAGACCUUGCCGACCCCGAAUCGGGCGACGCGAUCAAGAAGCUGGUGCCCGGUGGCAAGAUUGCACGUCAAGCUGCCAAGUACCUCGGCAAGAUCUUGGCCCUUGCUGGGUUGUGUUCUCCCUUGCCCGGGUUGGCGACGUUGUUAUUGGGCACUGGAGGUGGACACUCGAAGCACGGUACUGGCCGCAUCUCGUUUGAACACCAUUCCCCACCCACUAUCGACACCGGUGCUGAAGGACGUAGGGAUGCGGACAGGACGCGUGUCGGCGAGGAGGACCGCUCCACUAUCGGCUCUUUUGAGGAGAGACAGCGAGACCUGAAUCAAGAAGUCGUGAUCUUGCGGCGCGGUCUGUCGUCCGAGGGACAGCAUGUUCAUGCACAGGUUGCGGUUCGUGUCGACAAGGGACAUCCAUUGUUGGAAGCGCCCCAUGUCCAUGAUGCGGUCAAGUCUCUUGCGGAGGCUGCUGCCAAGACCCAUGGCUUUGUUGGGUCUCACGGUUCGACUGUUGGGCAUGAUGAGGACCAUUACCCUAACAAGGGUAAAUCUGUCCAGUACUCUUAG